Molecule: messenger RNA, 1491 nt
Organism: Dracunculus medinensis (Guinea worm)
Lineage: Eukaryota; Metazoa; Nematoda; Chromadorea; Rhabditida; Dracunculidae
Source: the annotation of a GenBank genome assembly
AUGCCAGAAUCUAAUUCCCGGGUAAAUUCGAUUUUAAUCUUGGUUGGCAAAGAAUUACUGAAUCCGAAACUUUCAAAAUUGUUACCAGCGCCACUACCAUUCGAAUUGAUUUUGGUGGUUUUAGCCGUAAUAUGUUCUUAUAGCCUAAAGCUUGAAGAAACAUACAAUGUAAAGGUUGUUGGAACAAUACAAGCAGGUUUACCUAGGGCUGAAUUGCCAAAUUCUGAAUUAAUACUUUACGUUAUCGAAGAUGCAAUCGAGAUUGCCUUCGUUAUUGUUGCAGUACAUUUAUCGAUGUGCAAAAUAUUUAGCCGGCGUUACAAUUAUAAAACUGAUAACAAUCAGGAACUGUUUGCAAUCGGUAUAGCUGGCGUUAUUUCCUCUAUAUUCUUGACUUAUCCAGUUUCAUCGGCAUUAGGCCGAUCUACGGUGAAUGCAGAGAGUGGGUGCAAAACGCAGUGCAUACUAGCAGUGAUCAUAAUAUUUUCACUGAAAAAUAUAUUCCGUAAGGCCGAGGAGCUUAAUGAAUUGUGGAUUGUCUCUAAAUGGGAUUUUGCAAUCUGGAUGGUCAGUUUUUUUUCAACGGUGGCUACAGACGUUAUGUGGGGAUUAUCGAUAUCUGUCGCUUUUGCUCUUCUGACGGUCAUAUUUCGCACUCAGUGGCCAAACUGGUAUAUACUAUCACAGUUGACAGGAACUAAUGAUUACCGCGAUUGUGGAAGAUAUGGAAGAGUAGCUGAAAUCGAUUCCAUUCGGAUAUUUCGAUUUGACGCUCCACUUCUAUUCACAAACGUUGAUCAUUUUCGAGAUGCUGCAGAUAAAGCUACAUUUUGUCCAGAAAAAUGUAUUGCAGCGCUUGACCAUAUUCUCCAAGUCAGAACAGUAAAUAAAGUUAAAAAGAUCCAAAAGAAAAGGAGAUUAAGGAAAAGUUUUAGUGAAUCCAGUGAAACUGGUAUAUACGGAUCAAAGAAGAAUGUCCGGCACCUUAUAGUCGAUUGCUCAGGAUUCACAUUCAUCGAUAUCAUGAGUAUCCGCUCUCUUAUCGAACUUUUCAAAAAUAUGGACAAAGAUGGGAUCCACACAUAUUUCGCAGGAAUAAAAGCACCAAUAAGAGACAUGCUUGAUAAAUUUGGUUUCUAUAACUUUGUUUCAAACGAAUACUUCUAUCCAACAAUAAAUGAUGCUGUGCAAUGUGCACUUAUGAAGGAAGAAAUCAGACGAUGCAGGAAUAUUGUUAGAAAAAAAAUGUUGUUGAACAGACUAUCAAAACCCGCUUUUGUUAAAGAAAUGGACCAAUAUCUCAUGGAUGAAACAAAACUCAACUCUGCGAUGUCACCAGUAGGCAUUAAUAGACGUAUGUUGAAAGUACUGUAUAAACCAAUCUUAAAAAAUUUAAAUGAAAUUACUAACAAAAAUCUGACGAAAAGUGAAGAAAUACAUACACAAAAUGAGCAGAAGAUUCCGGAAACUGAGUUCUACAAAACAAUAUGA